GACGCGUUCUACCAACUGCGGUGAGACCCACCCUCACUCGACAUCCCGGACGCCAUGAACGGUUUCGUCAGCGAGAGCACGACGGCAGCAGUAGUUCUUCUUAUAUUAUUCCACCUGCGCUUCACCUCAGCAUUCGCUGGGGGUAAGCUCCCUAUCUCGAAUGGAGCUCCGAAGUUGCGAGCGGGGCAAGCCAUGCGUGACAUGUGCGCAGCCGUGUCUAUGCCCAGCUUCGAAGCGCAGGGAGUGCCUGAAGUGUUUCUGCAGUCGAUCAGGGAGGAACCAUGGCGUGGAACCCUCCAGCCUUGCAUAGACCACCCCCUGACUGAGAUCGAGGUGACGGGCAAGGUGCCGAAGACCCUGGAAGGCACACUUUUCCGCAACGGUCCUGCGAGGAAUUGGGAGGGUGAGCGGAUGUAUGGCCAUUGGUUUGAUGGAGACGGAAUGAUUAGUAAGGUGGUGUUCAAGGACGGCCGAGUGUACGCACAAAACCGCUUCGUCUCUACAGAUUCUUGGGACCCCAACGCACCCGAAGGAAAGAGGGCCGCCGGGACUAGGAGGCCAUGGACACCGCGUCCAGGCGGGUGGCGGAAGAACGUCUUGAAGCAAACGGGCAAUCUCGCCAACACCAGCGUGAUGGUUAAGGGCGGGAAGUUGUACGCGCUGUACGAGGGCGGCAAGCCGACGGAGAUUGAUCCAGUGACACUAGAGACGCUCGGAGAGCGCGACCUCGGCGGGAUUCAGGCGUUUUACUCCGCACAUCCGACAACGGACAGAGAUACCGGGGAGACGUUCAACAUUGGAAUAGGAGGGGCGAAGGGGGCGUUGGAGAUCACGAAACUCUCCCCUGACGGUGUCCUGCAGAAGAGCACGACGUACACACCGCCUGCGUCACUUUUCUGGCAUGACAAUACUAUCACCGAUGAAUUCGUGGUGGCAGUGAGCUCGCCAUUCGCCGCAUCGCUCAAGUCAAUCUUCGCAUCUAUGCUUGGGUUCGGGCAGCUUGGGGACGCGUUUAGAUGGAACGACAACAUGAAGUCAGAGGCGUUUUUCUUCUCGAGGGAGACAUUGGAGUUGGUCAAGAGAGUUGAACUCCCUGGCGCGCCGUCGUCGUACCACAUCGUUAACGGCUUCCAAGAGGAGGGUAAAGGGAGCAAUGUAUCCGUGAUAAUCGCCAAGCACCGCGACGGCGGGGGCCGAGAAAAGAUCGAGACUGUCUUCAGAAACCUCAUGACGACCAGGUUCUCGGAAGACGUGUUGUGCGACGCGUACAAGUACGAGAUAGAUAUGGAGGCCGGGGAGGUGGUUUCCCACGGCCCCGCUGCUUCGAUGCAGGGAGCGUUGGCGAUGGAGCUACCCACGAUGGAUUUCCGAUACGUGGGCAAGCCAAGCCGGAUCGUGUUCACGAACGCCUUGCUUGGUGACCCCGGAUUCCUGAACAGCGUUCAGCGUGUUGAUCUGAGGGGGAAAAGCGGCGAGGCGUGGACGACACACGACUUCGGAGAGUCUCGGUACGCAGGAGAGCCGGUCUUUGUGCCUAGCUCGAAAGAUGCUCAAGAAGGGGAGGGGUACCUCAUCGUGCUCGUAUACAACACGAAGACGCACACAACCGAUGUAGAAGUUUUGGACGCCCAAAAGGUAGAAUCGCCUCCUCUUUGCACGGCACGCAUCCCGUGGCACAUGGGCGCCAGCUUCCACGGCGUUUUUACGCCGACGGCGCAUCUCUAG
Molecule: messenger RNA, 1725 nt
Organism: Ectocarpus siliculosus
Lineage: Eukaryota; Phaeophyceae; Ectocarpales; Ectocarpaceae
Source: the annotation of a GenBank genome assembly